Messenger RNA from Sinocyclocheilus grahami, 507 nucleotides. RefSeq names its product GTP cyclohydrolase 1-like. Gene Ontology annotation, biological process: tetrahydrobiopterin biosynthetic process; tetrahydrofolate biosynthetic process. Gene Ontology annotation, molecular function: zinc ion binding; GTP binding; GTP cyclohydrolase I activity. The coding region runs from base 130 to 492 and encodes 120 amino acids. The transcript has a single exon. The record is from RefSeq and is a predicted model, not a curated record. NCBI's taxonomy places the organism in Eukaryota, Metazoa, Chordata, Actinopteri, Cypriniformes, Cyprinidae. Gene Ontology annotation, cellular component: cytoplasm.
UUUGACAAGAGUAUAAUAGCCGUUGAACUACACUGAAGUUUGUCCGUUACACCUUAAACUGUGUUCAAAAAACACACAGUAGCACUAAAACCGACUUUGAGGAACCCAAGCUGUCACUUUCAGGCAAUCAUGGAGCGCUCCAAACAGAAACAAAUGAAUCAAAAUGAAAAUGAAGCAGACUCCGCGAUUAAUGGAAAGUUUGACGGACGGGUGAAGAUUCCCGGAUGGAGCGCCGGUGGUGCCGCCGGGACCCCGAGCACCGCGCCGUCCUCCAGCGUGAUGGAGAGCUGGCGGGAAGAACGCACUCGCAGUCUGGAAGACAAUGAAAUGAGCCUGCCGAGCAUCGCCGCGGCUUACACCACUAUUCUCCGGGGGCUCGGGGAAGAUCCGCAGCGGCAGGGGCUCCUCAAAACUCCGUGGAGAGCCGCCACCGCCAUGCAGUUCUUCACCAAGGGUUAUCAGGAAAAAAUCAUCGGUGAGUUCGUUGCAUAAAUGUAUGACAGCUGA